UUAGACACAAAAUUAUCCAUUUUUGAAACCGGAAUUAAAGUAGUAGAUCUUUUAGCUCCUUAUCGCCGUGGAGGAAAGAUUGGACUCUUUGGCGGAGCUGGAGAGGGUAAAACAGUACUUAUUAUGGAAUUGAUCAAUAACAUUGCCAAAGCUCAUGGCGGUGUAUCCGUAUUUGGCGGAGUGGGGGAGCGUACUCGUGAGGGAAAUGAUCUUUACAUGGAAAUGAAAGAAUCCGGAGUAAUUAAUGAAAAAACUAUUGGAGAAUCAAAAGUUGCUCUAGUGUACGGUCAAAUGAAUGAACCGCCUGGAGCCCGUAUGAGAGUUGGUUUAACUGCCCUAACUAUGGCGGAAUAUUUCAGAGAUGUUAAUGAACAAGACGUGCUUCUAUUUAUCGACAAUAUCUUCCGAUUCGUCCAAGCGGGAUCCGAAGUGUCAGCCUUAUUGGGUCGAAUGCCUUCCGCUGUAGGUUAUCAACCGACCCUUAGUACCGAAAUGGGUUCUUUACAAGAAAGAAUUACUUCUACCAAAGAAGGGUCUAUAACUUCUAUUCAAGCAGUUUAUGUACCCGCAGACGAUUUGACCGACCCUGCCCCUGCUACGACAUUUGCACAUUUGGAUGCUACGACCGUACUAUCAAGAGGAUUGGCUGCCAAAGGUAUCUAUCCAGCUGUAGAUCCUUUAGAUUCAACGUCAACUAUGCUCCAACCUCGGAUUGUUGGUGAAGAACAUUAUGAAACUGCGCAAAGAGUUAAACAAACUUUACAGCGUUACAAAGAACUUCAGGACAUUAUAGCUAUCCUUGGGUUGGACGAAUUAUCCGAAGAGGAUCGCUUAACUGUAGCAAGAGCACGGAAAAUUGAGCGUUUCUUAUCACAGCCUUUUUUCGUAGCAGAAGUAUUUACCGGUUCGCCAGGAAAAUAUGUAGGUCUAGCAGAAACAAUUAGAGGGUUUAAAUUGAUUCUUUCUGGAGAAUUAGACGGUCUUCCCGAGCAAGCCUUUUAUUUGGUGGGUAAUAUCGAUGAAGCAACUGCGAAGGCUACGAACUUAGAAAUGGAGGGGAAAUUGAAGAAAUGACUUUAAAUCUUUGUGUACUGACCCCCAAUCGAAUUGUUUGGGAUUCAGAAGUGAAGGAAAUUAUUUUGUCCACUAAUAGUGGACAAAUUGGAGUAUUACCAAAUCAUGCACCUAUUGCUACAGCUGUAGAUAUAGGUA
Molecule: messenger RNA, 1212 nt
Organism: Arachis duranensis
Lineage: Eukaryota; Viridiplantae; Streptophyta; Magnoliopsida; Fabales; Fabaceae
Product: ATP synthase subunit beta, chloroplastic
Exons: 1
Biological process (GO): proton motive force-driven mitochondrial ATP synthesis
Cellular component (GO): chloroplast thylakoid membrane
Molecular function (GO): proton-transporting ATP synthase activity, rotational mechanism; ATP hydrolysis activity; ATP binding
Source: RefSeq, a predicted model, not a curated record